GCUCAAACGCAAAAAAAAGAGUGCAUGCGCUAGGUGGGUAGGAGUCCGAGGGGGUCGAGGUGCGAGGGCGCCGAUUCCUCCUCAUCCUUUUCCCUCAGAGUUCCCCCUCCUCCUCUCGCUUCAGUGGUGUGGACCGCGAGAACGACUAGCCACAGCCCGACUGGCGCCGCUGUCAGUGCGUCCGGGCUCCCCAGCGGUGUGCGCGGGGGGCCUGCUGGAGGCGGCAGCGGCGGCGACAACGACGACGACUACGACGGGGGCGGCCACAUCUUCUCUGGCCCCCACCCCUGCAGUAGUUCCCACAAUUGCCCCCGCCCCUGGGCUUUUUCUGCAGCCCGUGUGAGACUCGCGGGCGCUCCCGCCUCUCGGUCCCCUCCUCCACCCGGCCCUCGCUCCUCCCCGCCUCCGCCUCUCGUUGUUUCUUGGAACCUUUUUUGCUCCUGACCUUUCCUCGCUGGGUCGUCGCCAUGUCUCUGAAAGUGCAUACAAGCAACAUCACCAACAAGAAUGACCCCAAGUCACUCAACUCUCGGGUCUUCAUUGGGAACUUAAACACAGCCAUGGUGAAGAAGGCAGACGUGGAGACCAUCUUCUCCAAGUAUGGCCGUGUAGCCGGCUGCUCUGUGCACAAGGGCUACGCUUUCGUCCAGUACGCCAGUGAGCGCCAUGCUCGUGCCGCCGUGCUGGGCGAGAAUGGGCGGGUGCUGGCGGGGCAGACUCUGGACAUCAACAUGGCCGGAGAACCUAAACCCAAUAGACCAAAAGGACUCAAGAGAGCAGCUUCUGCCUCCUAUGGGGGCUACGACUUUGACUAUGAUUCCUACAGGGAAGACCUGUAUGACAGCCCCAGUCCCAGCCUCAGCCUCAGCCUACUCUUGGCUGCCCGGGAGAAGGGGUUUCCGGCUCCCAGCUCAGGAGUGCAGUCAGGACCACUGUCCGAGGGAAGGCAUGUGAACCCUGGGUUCUUAGUCCCCAGAUCCACCACGGAGCCACUGUGUGGCCUGAGGCUUUUCGAGCCCCGGGGCCGGCUCUCUCCAGUCCCCAGGGUGGUUCCUGUGAAGCGGCCACGGGUCACCAUCCCUCUCGUCCGUCGCAUCAAAGCUACUCUGCCUGUCAGACUCUUCGCCCGCUCCACCACUUCCAACAGUUCAUCUAAGUUAAAGUUGAAAUGUACUGAGCUGCAGACCAUCAAGACAGAACUUACCCAGAUCAAGUACAAUAUUGAGGCCCUGCUGGGGCGACUGGACCAGAUCUCGGAGGAGCAGAGUCCUGGCACAGAUGGCAAGAAGAAGAACGAUGGCAAGAAGAGUGAGGCCGCUCAGGAGGACACGGCGUCCGAGGCAGAGACACCCUUGGAAGAAUUGUUGCCUGGGGAUGAAGGCGAUGAGGCGCUGGCACAAGAUGACUUUGAAGAUUUGGACAACAGCCGAUACACAGAGCUGGAUGAAUUGACUCUACAGUAAAUGCAGCGGGAUAGGAGGGACUGCAGGCUGACCCGAGGAGGACGGUAUGAGGGCAAACCCCGGCCCUGGCCUGGCCCCCUGAGCCAGGCAGCACCCAUCACCCCCCAAACCCCCAGGUGCCACCACCCCCAGCUGGGCAGCGGAGGAGAACUGUGGGUCCGACGGCUUCUACCCACCUGUCACCCAUCAGUGCCAAAUCCAGCCAGCCCCUUCUCCAGAUGGACCUGGUACCCUCAACUACUCACCUGGGCACCUUCCUGCUGGAGCACAUAGCAGGAAAUCUCUCCCUAUCCUCCCACCCCCGGGUCCCCAACUAACUGCCUUCCUUCCUGCCUGGGACUGGCUGGGCAGAGAACAGAAGUUGUAUUAUAUCCUGGACCAGGACACUGCAGGGCUUUGGGGAGGGCAGUCCACAAGGAGGGGACUUGACGAUGACCCUGAUAAUAAAGAGUUUGGAUCCUGAAUGCUCAGGCAGACUGGACGAUGCUUUGUCUUCAGAGCCAUCUUUCAUCCCAUUGGCAUUAAAGCAGAGAGCUGCUUACCAAAUUAUUCAGAGCUAGAAGAGAAUUGUUAAUCUGCUGGACAACAGAAUUUGGUUCCCUGAAAGAUCUCAGCAGGCUGGAAUGGCAGACUGGAAUUGAAUAGGGAUUAAAAUUGGCUUCCAAAAAAAACAGUUACAUGAGGUCUCUAAGGUCCCUUUCCAGCUUUAAACCCAAUAACCCUGAGUACGGAAUAGGGAGGUGUGAUGACUGUGAAAAUCCCAGGUGUUGGAGGGGAUCACCGGCCCAACAUGCUUUGGUAAUGUGACAAGGCAGCCCAAAACAUUACCGUGACUUUAGGCUAUAGAUACGUUUGAGACCCAGCAUCCAGAGGGAGAAAGGUUAUAUCCAUGUUCUCUGCCCUGGUCAGAUCACACCUGGUCAUUGCACCCAGGACUAGGACCACAUUUUAGAAAGAACACUGACAAAGCGAUCAUGGCCAAAUGAUGAGAAGGAUGGAGAGAGAACUGGAAACCAUGUGCCACCCAAAGCUCUUUGGAGAGAACUGGGGAGGGUCAGGCUGAAGACUUAGGAGGAACAUGAUGGGUGGCUUCAGAUACCGGGAAGGCUGUCGUUUGGAAGAGGGGGUUGGGUUUGUUUUCCUUGGCCUUAGAGGGUAGAACUAGGACCAGUGCUGGGGAGAGGAGGGGCACCAUAUGAGAAAGCUCGCUAAAGGAUGAGAGCGGCACCCUAGCGAGAUGGGUUACUUUGGCAGAGGGCGAGUUCUCCAUCACUGGAGUUCUUAAGACAUCAGCUGGAUUUGUCAGGAAUAUGUGCUGUAAGAGGGCAUUGACACAUUGGGCAGGGGAUUUGACUUUACUCCUCCAACUCUGGGAUUCUAUGAUUCCUCUUUAUUAAAACUCUUAUCUUUUGUUAA
Messenger RNA from Dromiciops gliroides (monito del monte), 2879 nucleotides. It is a transcript of the gene RALY, whose product is annotated as RALY heterogeneous nuclear ribonucleoprotein. The coding region runs from base 468 to 1463 and encodes 331 amino acids. The transcript is spliced from 10 exons. The record is from RefSeq and is a predicted model, not a curated record. Gene Ontology annotation, molecular function: RNA binding. Gene Ontology annotation, cellular component: nucleus. Lineage: Eukaryota; Metazoa; Chordata; Mammalia; Microbiotheria; Microbiotheriidae.